This is a messenger RNA of Lingula anatina, 982 nucleotides long. RefSeq lists its product as uncharacterized. The record is from RefSeq and is a predicted model, not a curated record. NCBI's taxonomy places the organism in Eukaryota, Metazoa, Brachiopoda, Lingulata, Lingulida, Lingulidae.
AUGACUCACAAACUCCAGAUAUUUACUUGUGCAGAUAUUUCGCAACCAAAACGUACAUAAGUACACGCACUUUCUCUAUUUUGUCAUAUCCACCUGUGCCAGAGUGAAAAGAAGAUGCCACUUUUCGGAAAGAAGAAAGACAACGAGAAAAAAUCUCCGCCUCAAGGCUACCCAACACAGCCAGCUUAUCCCACACAGAGUUAUCCAACACAGCCCUCCUAUAACCCAACAUACCAACAACAAGGUGCAGUUGGAGGUGCCCCACCACCAUACACAGCAGCACCCCCACCAGGUCAUGCAGUGCAAGGUCAAGGUCAACCACCGCAAUACCAGCCUCAAGGUCAAGGCCAACCAGCUCAGUACCAGCCUCAAUAUUACCAGCCUGCCCAUGGCCAGCAGCCCAUUUACCAACCACCAGCAUCUAUGGGACAAACUAUGGUAGUCCAAGGUGGCUUUGAUCCUGGUGCUAGGUUUGGGCCUGGGACAACUGCUAACAUCCCACCACCACCUCCUGGCUGUGCCCCAAAUGCUGCCCAAAUGGGAGCUCUGCAAGGACAAAAUGUGAUUGUUACUCAAAGGGAAGGAAACUGGUUUUCAGGGGGCUCUGAUGGGGGCUACACAGUUUGGUAACAGAUAUUUAUAGGCAUGAGGAGUGAAAAGACAAAGAAGAGGAGAGGGACAGUGAAUUCAUUUUUUUGCUAUUUUUUAGCUUUUGUAUUUUAUUUUUUUAUGAGGGAAAGAUAGGAACUGGUGCAUUUUACAUAAAAAAAACUCGAAAUCUCUUCGAUUUGGAGAUAUUUCUCAUCUGCAGUAAGACUGGAUGUUCUGAGGUACAGUGUUUGAUGGUUAUGUCGUCCUAUAACUUAUUCUGUAUCAUUGGGAUUUCAUAUGCUGUACCCUUUUGAGGAGCCAUUUGGCAUGUCGGACAGAGUCAAAUUAUGUGUACUUAAGGGCCCAGUGAAAAUAAAAGAGACUUCAAUAA